This is a messenger RNA of Ramularia collo-cygni, 2385 nucleotides long. Its product is annotated as probable dynamin-related GTPase DNM1. Gene Ontology annotation, cellular component: cytoplasm; microtubule; peroxisome. The transcript has 3 exons. Lineage: Eukaryota; Fungi; Ascomycota; Dothideomycetes; Mycosphaerellales; Mycosphaerellaceae. Gene Ontology annotation, biological process: peroxisome fission; mitochondrial fission. The record is from RefSeq and is a predicted model, not a curated record. Gene Ontology annotation, molecular function: GTPase activity; GTP binding; microtubule binding. The coding region runs from base 1 to 2385 and encodes 794 amino acids.
AUGGCGGCAUUCGGAGAGGAUCUGUUGGGUGUGGUGAACAGACUGCAAGACCUCGUCUUCAACACCAUCGGCAAUGACUCGCUUGACCUCCCACAGAUUGUCGUGGUCGGCUCGCAAUCAUCUGGCAAGUCCUCUGUGCUCGAAAACAUCGUCGGACGAGAUUUCCUCCCCCGCGGUAGCGGUAUCGUCACCCGUCGCCCGCUCAUUCUCCAGCUCAUCAACUUGCCCUCCGAACGCACCGACAGGCCCAGCGACGAUGAAGUUCACGUUCCUCRCACCCCGGCAGCGGUUGCAGGACAGGAUGAGUGGGGAGAGUUCAACCACAUGCCCAGCCGCCGCUUCUACGACUUCCAGGAAGUCCGGCGCGAGAUUGAGGCCGAGACGGCGCGCAUUGCAGGCACCAACAAGGGCAUCAACCGCCAACCGAUCAACUUGAAGAUCUAUUCACCGCAUGUGCUCAGUCUGACACUUGUCGAUCUUCCCGGUCUUACCAAGGUGCCAAUCGGCGACCAGCCCACCGACAUCGAGAAGCAGACUCGCAACCUCAUCUCUGAGUACAUCGCAAAGCCCAAUAGCAUUAUCCUGGCCGUCUCGCCUGCAAAUGUGGAUCUGGUGAACUCAGAAUCGCUCAAGCUGGCUCGGCAGGUCGAUGCUACAGGAAAGCGCACAAUUGGUAUCCUGACCAAGCUGGAUCUCAUGGACCACGGCACAAAUGCGUUGGACAUUCUCUCCGGGCGUGUGUAUCCGCUCAAGCUAGGAUUCAUUGGCGUUGUCAACCGUUCGCAACAGGACAUUCAAGGAAGCAAGCYAAUGAGCGAGGCGCUCUCCGCAGAGCGCGAGUUCUUCCGCAUGCACCCAGCGUACCGCAACAUUGCAUCGCGAUGUGGCACGCAACAUCUUGCGAAGACGCUCAACACGACCCUCAUGACACAUAUCCGCGAGCGAUUGCCCGAUAUCAAAGCACGACUCAACACUCUGAUGGGUCAGACACAGCAAGAGCUAGCAUCAUAUGGGACAGACGCCUUCACAGGCAAGGAACACCGCGGGUCGCUCAUACUCCAGCUCAUGACACGUUUCGCAACCUCCUUCAUCUCCUCCAUCGAUGGUACAUCUUCUGAGAUCAGCACCAAGGAGCUAUGUGGAGGUGCGCGGAUCUACUACAUUUUCAAUUCGGUCUUUGGAAACAGCCUGGAAACAAUCGAUCCUACUCAGAAUCUCUCCGCUCUCGACAUCCGAACAGCGAUUCGUAACUCGACGGGUCCGAGACCAUCCCUGUUUGUCCCCGAACUUGCUUUCGAUCUCUUGGUGAAGCCGCAGAUCAAGCUCCUGGAAAUACCCAGCCAAAGAUGYGUGGAACUUGUAUACGAAGAAUUGAUCAAGAUCUGUCACACAUGCGGAUCAACUGAGCUCUCACGGUACCCACGACUGCAGRGACGUCUCAUCGAGGUUGUCUCCGAAUUGCUUCGUGAACGCUUGGGACCAUCAUCAACAUACGUUGAAAGCUUGAUUGCAAUUCAGCGAGCGUACAUCAACACAAACCACCCCAACUUUCUCGGUGCCGCAGCCGCUAUGAGCAGUGUGAUGCAAGACAAGCAUGAUCGCGAGAAGCGAGUGGCUGCAGCAGAGGAGAAGCGAAAGCGUGACGCUCGAAGAAAGAAGGAGUUGAACGGAGUGAAUGGUGUUGAUGCACCCGAWGAAGAGGAGGCAGAGGAGUCACAAUCCAUGAUGCCCAUCAGAAAUGCCGUCAAGUCACAACAGAGUAGGAGCAUGAGUCCUGCAAUCGGUCGUGAUGGUCAAAGGAUCUUACACGCUGCAAGCCCUUCUAACGGAGCUGCAUCUAAUGGUGGUGGCAAGGAUUCGUUCUUGAACUACUUUUUUGGAAAGGAGAAUGGCGGAGCCGCGAGCGCACUACCUGGGCAGAGCACAUCCAAUGCGAUGACGAGCCGACACGUCAGCCAAAACAUCGAGCCCAGCAUAAGUGCCAGCUUCCGGAGAGGUGAUACCCGCCCCCCGCCACCGGUAAUACAAGAUGUAGGAUUCGAUGAUGUUGCAGAUCGUGAUGAGAAUGCUUUGGACGACCCGACAGGCCCAGCUCUGACUGAGCGCGAGUCUUUGGAGACGGAGCUUAUUCGUCGUCUGAUCAGCAACUACUUCAACAUUGUGCGCGAGACCAUUGCAGACCAAGUUCCUAAAGCAGUAAUGCACUUGCUGGUCAACCAUUCAAAGGACGUUGUGCAAAACAGACUAGUCUCGGAACUCUACCGAGAAGGUCUUUUCGAGGAGCUCUUGUACGAGGACGAUGGCGUACGGGAGGAGCGCGAGAAGUGCGAGAAGCUGCUAUCCACAUACAAGGAGGCAAGUAAGAUUAUUGGAGAGGUGCUUUGA